AUGCAACUGAGAAAAUGUGUCACGGUGCCCAAUCGCUUCGAAGAUGAAGUGCACGUCGGACCUGCAAGUCGCAACGGCACCAAGCCAGCUUUUCCAGCGAUGCUCAAAGAUCAGAUUGUCGCCUUCAAUCCAAACAACCCUCCAGCAGCCUUCCCUUCGCUUCCACUGACAUCUGUCAAUGUGUCGGCUGCAAAGAACCCAGAAAGAUCACAGGAGUUGCUAACUCUCCGUCCGUCGCUGAAUUUUCUUUCAACCGAGGGCCUUCGUAUCAGCUUAGCUGGCAGCAGUUCCUCUGAAGAAGACAUACCGCAAACAAAGCAGGAAACGAUCAAACCCGUUACAACGGAGAACAAUACCGGAGCACCUGUCGGACCCAUUGCGAAUGGGCCAAAUAGUGCAAAGGUUCCAAGCACCGCCUCGGAGGUCAACAACGAUGUCACAUGGACCAUGCUUCCGCUGUCUUUGCAGUCUCACAUCUAUAAAGCACUUUCAGCAAACUAUCCCUCAAAAAUAGUGCCAAAGCUUCUGGGUUUGACGGAACAUGAAGCGGGCCAAAUUCAGAAAGCGGUGGGCAUGAGGAUUCUGCAUCCAGCUUCGGUGGAAGAGAUAUGGAAUUACUGUUCCAAUGCCACCGUCGAAGAUCCCGGAACUCUCCAACCACCCUCCUCCAUCGAUGCCGGUAUAUUCAAUGAAUAUGUCGGCUACAUGGUAUAUGCGAGCAACCAUGAGUUGGCCUUCCAGUCUGAGGUUAGCUUGGCAAAACACUUCCUGUCAAGUCGUGGCAUUGCGACAGAAUUGUUGGGAACGUGGCUGCCAGAUCCUUCAGAUGCGCAAAUUGGCGGACUCUGCAGACAUGUCCCGGGCACAACGAGUCAUCCCGCCCUGUUGAACAAUCAGCUCCACAACGAUUCAGGAUACUCUUCCUUCUCAGAAGCCGACCAAACCCCUGGAGCACAGUGCAGUCAAAGACGCCCGCAGUCUAGACAAAAUUUGGUCAAGAAUAAGAUGACGGGAAUUCGGAGCACAGUACCCACGGCUCCGAUCAGUCUGGUCCAUCCAACUCAACAUCGCCCCCCAUUAGAGAGUGCCCUACUCGAUUUGAAUCCGAACCUGAUGGUGAGGAUAUCACCCCAUCCGCGGUCUAUCUUCACAAAAGACGGUGAAUUUCUGAAUACUCCUGGAGGCACAUUUUUCAAUGCACGAGACCUCGACGGGGAAAUCCAACCAAGUGUCCCCCAGGCCGGAAAGCACUUUCGGGAUUCAGCGGGCCGUGACACUUGUCGACAGCUUGCCACACAGUCGUCAGAAGCACGUCCCCCCACUGGGAUUACAUCAAAUCCUCAGCGCCUAAUUCUCAGGAUACAAAAUAAGAACGGGGUGGCCAGGAUCUUGAGAAAGAACCUGAGCCCUAUGGAUUGCACUCAGCACCUAUCCCCUCCAAAGGCUGGAGAUACUACGGCAGUGUCUCUCAACGGACUCGAGAAGCCUUCUCGGCCUUCAUCUCUCAGCACCCAGGUAUUCAGUCCUAACACAUCUGAGUUCAGCAAGGGUCCGACGGUGAAGGAUGUGGGCAGACCGCCGAACAGUGCUACGUUCGAGAUCACUUUCAUGAGCUCCGAAGCUCGUCCUUCAGUCAGUUGUCAGCCCGCAGAAUCUGAUAGUUCAAAGCGAAAGCCUUCCCAGUCAGAUAUUCGUCAGGAUAUUAGCAAGGUGCAACGAAUGCUGAUAAACGUGGCGUCAGAGGGUUCUUCUAAAGCUAUCCUACAGGAUUGGAACAGUGAUAUCAACCAGCUACACACCGAAGCAAACAGAUUUCACAAGCUUCCCACCGCGCAUCGAAUGUCGGCAAGUGAGACCGAUACUCUCAGCAAAGCCAAGCACAUAAUAUCCAGCAUCGAAUUAACAAGAAAAACAACAGGAACCACGAAGGAUACCAUACCCGUAGAAAGUAUGAAGCCACGACCCCUACGUUCACCAUCAUAUUCUCCAAUUUCCGAAAACGAGGACUUGGAAGAGUUCCAGGUGCGACUCCGAGGACCGAUGACGGACAGCAUGAGGGGCAAGGUGCCUGACCAAUACGCCAAUCUUUCUUCGCAAUCAGACCUCUCUCACAUCCUGAGCUCGCUGUCGAAUCCAGCCGUUUUCUGUCCUGCAAAGCCGGACGUACUGUCGAAGGAUAAACAAGGGCAGCGCGAAGGCAGAAUAGAACACCCCUUUCACACUCGUAGCCGGAAAGCCUCUCCGCCAUCAGCACAGAGCCAGGACCCUCCUCAGGGCACUGUGAAUGAUAUAGCUGAUGGACAAGAAGCUGGGCUUGCUCAGCACCAGCCCCGGCUUUCUUCGAAUGCCCAAGCGGACCGCAGCACGACGAGCGAACAGACAUCCGUGAUAACUCCCCCAGAAAAGACAUCGCAGGAAAAGAGCACCAGUCAGAAGAAACGUGGCAAAAAGAGAGGACCCAGAGGCCCGUACAGAAAAACGCGAGAAAGACUUGCAAGGCUUGCUACGGAGGAAGCGAAUGCCGAUACUUCAGAAUCAACCUGA
Fonsecaea erecta is the source of this 2544-nucleotide messenger RNA. RefSeq lists its product as hypothetical. Bases 1 to 2544 code for a protein of 847 amino acids. The record is from RefSeq and is a predicted model, not a curated record. NCBI's taxonomy places the organism in Eukaryota, Fungi, Ascomycota, Eurotiomycetes, Chaetothyriales, Herpotrichiellaceae. The transcript is spliced from 2 exons.